Molecule: messenger RNA, 2927 nt
Organism: Eublepharis macularius
Lineage: Eukaryota; Metazoa; Chordata; Lepidosauria; Squamata; Eublepharidae
Product: alcohol dehydrogenase 1-like
Exons: 9
Coding region: 115-1245 (376 amino acids)
Biological process (GO): retinoic acid metabolic process; retinol metabolic process
Cellular component (GO): cytosol
Molecular function (GO): zinc ion binding; all-trans-retinol dehydrogenase (NAD+) activity
Source: RefSeq, a predicted model, not a curated record
GGUUGCUUUUAUGCAUCUCUGUGCCUCUAUGUUGCUGCCAGAGCCAAAGUGAAGGAGAAGAAGAGGAGGCUGGAGACGUCUUUUGCAGAGGGGCUUGGGCAGAAAUCCUGAGACAUGGCAACUGCAGGGAAGGUUAUUAAAUGCAAAGCUGCAGUCAUCUGGGAAGCAGGCAAACUACCUUCUCUUGAAGAAGUUGAGGUGGCACCUCCAAGAACCCGUGAAAUUCGAGUGAAGAUAGUAGCCACCGGGAUCUGCCGGACAGAUGACCAUGUAGUAAAAGGUAUUUUUCCUAACAUCGAAUACCCCGUUAUUGUGGGCCAUGAAGGAGCUGGUAUUGUUGAAAGCAUUGGACCAGAAGUCACAUGUGUAAAGCCAGGUGAUAAAGUCAUUCCUUUAUGUAUUCCCCAAUGUGGAGAAUGUGCCUCCUGUCUGAAUCCUAAAUCAAAUUGUUGCCUCAUAGGACACCUCUGCCAAUCUCAGAAUCUGAUGCCAGACAAAACAAGCAGAUUUACCUGCAGAGGGAAGCAAGUUUACCACUUCCUGUGGACAAGCACCUUCUCCGAGUACACAGUCAUGCCGGAGGCUUCCAUUGUGAAGAUCGACGAUGAUGCUCCUCUGGAAAAAGUCUGCCUGUUUGGCUGUGGGUUUUCUACUGGCUAUGGUGCUGCCAUCAAUUCGGCCAAGGUUGAACCUGGUUCUACCUGUGCUGUCUUUGGUUUGGGAGGAGUUGGUCUGUCUGUUAUUAUAGGCUGCAAAGCAGCUGGAGCAUCCCGGAUUAUUGGGGUUGACAUCAACAAAGAAAAAUUCGCUAAAGCGAAAGAGUUAGGAGCCACCGAAUGCAUUUCUCCUAAUGAUUUCAGCAAACCCAUUCAUAAGGUGCUUGUGGAAAUGACUGGUCUUGGCGUGGACUAUUCAUUUGAAGUGAUUGGGCGUAUUGACACAGAGGUAGCUGCUCUUGCCUCUUCCUGCUUGGGUUCUGGAACCUGUGUGCUGGUAGGAGCACCACCUGCAGGGUCGCAGCUCGCUUUCGAUCCGACACUGCUCCUCACAGGGAGGAAGCUGAUUGGGUCCUUAAUAGGAGGAUGGAAGCUAAAAGAUGCUCUCCCCAAACUAGUUUCUGAUUACAUGAACAAGAAAUGUAAUCCAGAUGCAUUAAUAAGUCACAUGUUGCCCUUUGAGAAAAUUGCUGAAGGCUUUGAGCUGCUGCAUGCAGGUAAAAGUAUUCGUUCUGUCCUGUUGUUUUAAAGUUCCAAAGGCAACCAGUCAGUGGGGCAUCAGCAGAACAGAACAUCUUCUUCUUUAGAUCCUUCAUGUACCGGAUGAAAUUCAACAGAUAUUUACAUUCACAAAAUUUUCAAUGAACACCAAUAUAUUUUAAUAAUAACAUAAUAAUAACAUUUGAUUUAUGUAUCACCCUUAAGGCCUACUCAGAGUGGUUUACAAUGUGUGUUGUUAUUAUCCUCACAACAAUCACCCUGUGAGGUGGGUGGGGCUGAGAGAGCUCCGAGAAGCUGUGACUGACCCAAGGUCACCCACCUGGCUUCAACCGGAGGAGUGGGGAAUCAAACUCAGUUCUCCAGAUUAGAGUCCUGCCGUUCUUAACCACUACACCAAACUGGCUCUCACCAUCCAUUUUUGCAGCCAGCAAGAGGCAAUUCCUAUGUUAACUGUACCUGUAAGGAAGGACCACAGGAAAAAAAAACACGUGGUAGGCUUCUGUCAUGAUGAAUUGAUCUCAGACUAGUAACUAGUAGCAAGCUCAGUGGCGGCUGCUGCCGAGGACCACAGGACAAGAAAGGGGUGAUGAACUUCUUUCUCCUCAUGUCACUCCCCUGCAUGCAUACCAUCAGUCCUUGUUCCCUAAGCUAGGCUCUGGAACAAAAAUUAGCUUCCCACCAAAGAGAAAAAGAUCUGAUGUGUGUCUGCUUGACACAUCCGAAUACCACCAUCUGCUUCUUCAGCAAUGACCCACACUUGAAGAGUUCAGUGGCCUUUGACUGGAGUAACUGUGUUGCAAUGCAGCUAUAAUUCUCCUUUCCAUUACCAAUGCAAGAGUGAUACUUUAUAGCAGGGGUGGCCAAACUUGCUUAAUGUAAGAGCCACACAGAAUAAAUGUCAGAUGUUUGAGAGCCGCAAAACAUGACACAUUGAAGUGACUUCGGAGGAAGAGACAAGUUUGUGGGAGUGUCUUGAAAGUGGCAUCACAGGAAGGGGUGGGGUUUUGGUGCAGUAUGCUGGAAGUGACAUAAUCAAAAGGGGUGGAGCUUGGGAAGAGUCAUCACCUGACCUUUGACAAAAGUGAUAUCACAUCCUUGCUAGGCUUCACCCCCAAAGUCCCCAGGUAUUUUCUGAGUCGGACCUGGCAACCCCAACAUUUUUUUUGAAAAUACGAAAGACAUGGAAAGAAAGAAGGAAAGAAGGGGAGGGAGGGAAAUAAACUAAAAUAAACUGUACAGCCACGGCAAUACUCAGAGACCUCUGGGAGCCGCACAAUAUGUCUGGAAGAGCUGCAUGCAGCUCCCGAGCCGCAGUUUGGCCACCCCUGCUUUAUAGGUUGUGAGGAUAUAAUUAGGUUAGUAAAUGGAUCCCUGUGACGGCCUCUUUCUGGCAGGUUUUUUUUUUUUUAGCCGUGGAGAUACAUGAUUAGCUUUCAACAUAAACAGAUCUUCUCUAGCUUUAGGCGAGUAGAAUGCGUGGUCUCUAGGCUGUAUAUAUAGCUGUAGGAAAUUUAUAGUUCCUCAUACACUUGGCAUUGCAAGAUAAUCUUAACAACAGUGAGUGGGUGCUUUAAAAAUCUUUGAAAGAGAGUUAUAUGUAGCAAAAGGCAGUCAUUCACAGCAGUGAUACUUUCCAUUUCUGUUACAGGGUUUUAAAACUUUAAAAAAUGUGAUCUGCUUAUAGUCAUUAAAGUAAACCAAUUAAUCUGA